UUAUUAGAGAAUAUGCCCAUGUUAUCUUUUGGUAAUGACAUUGAAGAUAACGCAUGUCGCGGAGCUAUCAAGAUGGGUUUUCCCAGCAGUCUUGGCAAGUGCACGGAUAAUACGCUUAAGCUAUGCGAAAAUGGACAGACAAUCGACAUAUCAAUUAUAACGUCACUUCUGUCGACUCUAGGGUGUACACUUGAGACACUGCUUACCACUGCGCCAGAUGACCUUAUCCGCACGCUAAUGUGUGACAUUGCAAGAGCUCUGGGCGCCCUUUUUGGAAAUUUCUUGGGCACACAGAAACUAAUUCAAAUGCUUGCAGAGGGAACAUGCCCAGCAUCAUAGACUUCGAAAUACCAGGCAGCAUUUUCUUGUCUAUGAAGUGCAUGAACAAAACACGGCAAGAGAAAGUUGCUUCUCAUUAACAUGAUGGUCGCAUCAAUAAAUCAUUGUUUUCAUGAAAA
Messenger RNA from Dermacentor silvarum, 458 nucleotides. RefSeq lists its product as uncharacterized. The record is from RefSeq and is a predicted model, not a curated record. NCBI's taxonomy places the organism in Eukaryota, Metazoa, Arthropoda, Arachnida, Ixodida, Ixodidae. The coding region runs from base 13 to 339 and encodes 108 amino acids. The transcript is spliced from 5 exons.